Camellia sinensis is the source of this 1407-nucleotide messenger RNA. Lineage: Eukaryota; Viridiplantae; Streptophyta; Magnoliopsida; Ericales; Theaceae. The record is from RefSeq and is a predicted model, not a curated record.
AUGGACAAGAGUUGGAUGAUGAUAACGGAUAGGCUAAAAAGUAAAGAGUAUGUACAAGGUGUUCAGUCAUUUAUUGAGUUCGCUACGAAGAAUUUAGGGCCACAGGAGGAAAUCCGUUGUCCUUGUGUUGAUUGCUUGAACGGCACGAACUUACCUCGACAUGUUGUACGGUUGCACUUGAUUCGAAGAGGAAUCGCAUGUUCUUAUCGAACUUGGGUCCACCACGGGGAACGUGUUCCCAUGUUUCGUGCUCAUCCUACUAUGCGAAACGAUGAUACUCAAACCGAUCGAGCUAGAAUGACAAAGGUUCACGAAAAUGUGGAUGAACUUCCAACCAUGUUACAAGAGAUUUACAUGAGUGGUCUCAUGGAUGAUCAUAUCGACGAAGAACGUACUUGUUCGGAGAGGCACAAUUUGUUAAAAUUCAUGAAGUUGUUCGAUGAUGCUCAACGUCAAGUAUAUCCACAGUGUGAAAAGUUCUCCAUCUUGUCCUUCGUAAUUAAGAUGCUUCAGUUGAAGGAUAACGCCGCAUUGGAGAAUUGCCCUACAUGUACCGAGUCUAGAUACAAGUUGAACAACAAGACGGGUAAAAAAAUUCCACACAAAAUCUUGAGGUACUUUCCUUUGACACCGAGGUUGAAGAGAUUGUACAUGUCGAAAAAAACAGCUGCAUAUAUGAGAUGGCACAAAGAUAAGCGUAUGGACGAUGGAGUAUUGCGACAUCCAGCUGAUAGUGAGGCAUGGAAGGACUUUGAUAGGCUGCAUCCUACGUUCUCUGCGGAUCCUCGGAAUUGUAUGAAAGAUCCAUUUGUCAUGAUGUCAUUGCUCAUUCCCGGACGAUCCGCAUCUAGAAGGGACAUCGAUGUUUACUUGCAACCAUUAGUAGAAGAGUUAACUAAUCUGUGGGAGCAUGGUGUGCAAACAUAUGAUGCCUCAAACGGCCAAAUAUUUACAAUGCAUGCAGCAGUCAUGUGGACCAUCAACGAUUUCCCUGCAUAUGGUUCCUUGUCUGGUUGGAGUACAAAAUGUUACCUGGCCUGCCCUUAUUGUAACAUCGAUGCAUCAUCUCAGAGUUUGCGAAGUAAGAUUGGGUAUAUAAGUGCUCGGCGGUACUUACCUGAGAACCAUAUUUGGCGUAGAAGUAAGCUAUUCAAUGGGGAAAUUGAGAAUCGGUCCAAACCUGUGGAGUUAUCGGGAGAACAAAUAUUGCAGCAAAUUAAUUUGGGGACGUACAAGCCCAUUGAUGGCAAGAACAAGGACACUGACAAAGCACGUUUGGAUCUAGAGGACAUGCGAAUACGAAAGGAGUUACACUUGAUAAGGCAUGCGAAUGGCUCUUUCCAAAAGCCUUCGGCAUUGUACACAUUGUCCCCGGCAGUUGAUAAAGUUCUACAGCUACCUUUGUAA